This is a messenger RNA of Aspergillus japonicus CBS 114.51, 2655 nucleotides long. RefSeq names its product PAN-complex poly(A)-binding subunit PAN3. Gene Ontology annotation, cellular component: PAN complex; P-body. The transcript is spliced from 9 exons. The coding region runs from base 359 to 2347 and encodes 662 amino acids. The record is from RefSeq and is a predicted model, not a curated record. Lineage: Eukaryota; Fungi; Ascomycota; Eurotiomycetes; Eurotiales; Aspergillaceae. Gene Ontology annotation, biological process: mRNA processing; protein phosphorylation; nuclear-transcribed mRNA poly(A) tail shortening. Gene Ontology annotation, molecular function: protein kinase activity; metal ion binding; poly(A) binding.
GCCCUUGGUACGCAUGCCCGCCUCGCUGUCUCGUCCCAUCCCCAUCCCCAUCCCAUACCAUAGCAUGACGAUAUCACCCGGAAGUUUUGUCUACGGACGGUGAGACAUUGCUUGACGCACAUCGGAUUAUACCACUGGGUCUCCCGGCGAGGGAAGACGGCAAGAGCUUGACCUCUACACCACAAGACACCUCUAUUCAGCCAUUCCCUAUUGUCGGCCCCGAUCGACUCCAACCAUACUCUUAUUCCUAGAGGAAUGCGGUUUCCUCUAGAGUCUGUUCUUUCGACUUUCUUUAUCUCUAACUCGAUGGGGAUUUCCUUGUGUUAAUGCGCGCCGAACUGUGGAUUCAAGAACUACCAUGGCCUCCACCGGGAAGUCGACUACCACUCUCGACGACUCUCGUCGGGCAACGGGCUCGCCUAAGAUGAAGGCACGAGCGGAAAACGCGAAAGACACCCUAUGCCGGAACGUCACGAUCUACGGGCGUUGUCGAUACGAGGAUAAAGGAUGCGCAUUCAACCACGACCCUCACAAAGUGAAUUCAUAUGCGGACAGGAAACGCUUGAACGUUGACUCUCCGAGCUUUACACCGACAUUACUAUCCUCGAAUGGAUCCUCUCCCACUAUCGCAUCUGCAACCAUGAAAAAGACGGCAACAAUAUCACCCAAGGCUGCGAAUGCAGCCCCUUUCCAACCACGGAGUAUUUCAUCACGGUCCAACUCCAGCACGCCAACUGCGCGACAGGGAACGAUGACUCCGGAUUGGUCUGUCGCGGAAGUCCAGGAAUUCGUUCCUCAGGGCUUCGAUGGGUCGCAUAUGGCCUCCCUACAAGGAAAUGGCACUUCGACCAUUCCCACGACGACUGCAUUCGAUCCUUUUGUGACCUCGCCGAAUCCACUUUCUGCUGCCAAUGCUGUCGGUCCGGUCCAAGCGAACCCAUUCACACAUGAUACAGCCGCGGCGCUGGGGGGUGCCGCAUUCUUUGCGAAUCAGUCCGGCUUCCAGCAACCUGUUCAAUACCACAUGUACGCUCCAAUUGGACCACACAGUCAAAACACUUUGGGCUACCAGCGAAAUGUCCACGAUCUCUUCCUUCCGAACGACUUCCGCGAAGAACUACAAAAGAAAGCAGCGGCCACACUGCAGACCUUACCCAACACUCAGCUACCCGCUCAAGUGGAUUACUUCCACUCUCUCGUCCCUCUUGACCUGAACCAUCAAAAGAAUGCAGCCAUCUUUGGCUAUCCCAGCUGGGUAUACAAGGCCCAAUCAAGCAAAGACGGAAACUUUUACGCCCUUCGAAGAUUAGAAGGGUUCCGUCUGACCAACGAGAAGGCGAUCCGAUCCGUCCAAGCGUGGAAGCGGGUAUGCAGCGGCAGCGUGGUGACCGUCCACGACGCCUUCACCAGCCGGAGCUUCCAGGACAGCUCCUUGAUCUUUGUGACGGACUACCACCCGCUGUCCAAGACCCUCGCCGAGCAGCACCUGGGCGCGGGGAAUCGGUUCACCGGCCGGCAGAACACGCACAUCCCCGAGCAGAUCCUGUGGAGCUACAUGACUCAGCUCGGCAACGCGCUCAAGGCGAUCCACAGCAACGGACUGGCGGCGCGCAUCAUCGACGCCAGCAAGAUCCUGCUGACAGGCAAGAACCGCAUCCGGCUCAGCGCGUGCGCGAUCCUGGACGUGGUGCAGUUCGACACGCAGCGGUCGGUGGCGGACCUGCAGCGGCAGGACCUGGUGAACUUCGGGCAGCUGAUCGUGACGCUGGGCGCCAACGCGCCCAACGUGCUGCACAACCCGACCAAGGCGAUGGAGCACUUCACGCGCGCGUACAGCCCGCAGCUGAAGAACUCGGUGUUCUGGCUGCUGAACGGGCUGCAGAAGGACCAGGACCGCAACAUCGACAUCUUCAUCACGGGGAUCUCGUCGCAGCUGAUGUCGACCUUCGACUCGGCGCUGCACCUGGACGACCAGCUGACCUCGGACCUGAGCCGCGAGCUGGAGAACGGCCGGCUGGUGCGGCUGAUGACCAAGCUGAACCUGGUCAACGAGCGGCCCGAGUACGACCACGACCGCCAGUGGGCCGAGACCGGCGAGCGCUACUUCCUCAAGAUCUUCCGCGACUACGUCUUCCACCAGGUCGACGCGCAGGGCGACCCCGCCGUGGACCUGGGGCACGUGCUCACGUGCCUGAACAAGCUGGACGCCGGGUCCGACGAGAAGGUCACGCUGGUGAGCCGCGACGAGCAGAGCUGCUUCGUCGUGAGCUACAAGGAGCUGAAGAAGGCGCUGGAGUCGUCGUUCCAGGCGCUGCUGAAGCCCUCGUCGGGGCGGCGGAUUCAUUAGUGUCUGCCACAGCUUGGUGCCGCGCUACAUCGCCCUGCCCUUGACAUUAUAUAAACCGCGUUGCGCGGAGUGAAUUGACCGUUUACCUAUUCACCUAUUGACCGACUUUUGUGUACUGCACCCUCGGGGAAUUGGGUUCCCUGGGCGAGUCUGGAUGAGACGUGGGGUGGGGGUGGAGGGGCCAGUCGUGCUGCCUCGCUUUGCUAUUUGAGGGCUAUGUUUGGAUCCAGGAACGCCCCUCCCGACCGCACUUUCCGAGUACUGUUUGCGCAUUUGGACUAUCUGCCGUGGCAGCUGAAAGAUAUGAC